Messenger RNA from Rosa rugosa (rugosa rose), 1062 nucleotides. RefSeq lists its product as uncharacterized. NCBI's taxonomy places the organism in Eukaryota, Viridiplantae, Streptophyta, Magnoliopsida, Rosales, Rosaceae. Bases 116 to 904 code for a protein of 262 amino acids. The transcript has 5 exons. The record is from RefSeq and is a predicted model, not a curated record.
GCUAUAUGUACUUGCGAUAAAGAAUAGUUCUUUUCAGACAAGUCUACCUUCCCCAUUCCAAAAGUGGUGCUCAACAGAGUCGGUUCCCAACUGAUUGAACCAACAGUUACCGUUCAUGACAUUACCUCGCCCUCUGUUCUCAAAACCCAUCAGCAGAACAGCACCACCACCACUUCUGAUCACAACUUCAAAACCCAAUACACACUUGAAUGGCUUCUCUGCUUUCAAUCCUCAUGCUCUCAAGUUCAUCGUCUCCAUGGCUGCAAGCCCCGGACCCGGCAUUUCUUCCGCCCCACAGCACUCCUCGUCGCCGCUGAUCCCUUCCACCAUCGCCUCCGACUCCGGCGCCUCGCAGAAGUCACCUAGUGUACUAGAGGCCAUUGAGGCAGACUUGGAGAAGGUUAUCUAUGGAUGUCGGUUCAUGGCGUUUAUGGCGGUUUUGGGGUCUUUGAUUGGAUCGCUUCUGUGUUACAUCAAGGGCUGCACUUAUGUUGUACAAUCUUUCAUGGAAUACUUUGCACAUCGUAGUAAGGUCAUCUUGUUGCUGAUUGAUGCCAUUGAUGUUUAUCUUUUGGGAACAGUGAUGUUGGUGUUUGGAAUGGGUCUUUAUGAGCUAUUCAUCAGCAACCUCGACAAGGUGAAUUCUCUCUCAGAGGAUGAAGCAUGUACAUCGAGUCUUUUUGGCAUGUUCAUUAUGAAGGCACGACCAAAGUGGUUAGAUAUAACAACCGUCAAUGAACUGAAAACGAAGAUUGGCCAUGUAAUUGUAAUGCUCCUUUUAAUCGGGUUGUUAGAGAAGAGUAUGUUAGCAGUUAUUCAAUCUCCUCUCGACUUGCUUUGCUUUUCAGCCUCUGUCCUCCUCUCCUCUGGUUGCCUCCUUUUACUUUCUAAGCUCAAGGAUUAGAGAUUAAAGGGACAGGUAUAUAUUUCUUCUUGGAAUGAGUGUGUAUGCCUGUGUAAGAAAAUUUGUAUGAUAAUGUAUAUUACUUUUGUGUAUAUCAAGAUAACUGUUCUACUUGAUAAUUGAAUGUGUAGCAGUUAGAGAAUCCGAUUCAAAAUCAA